UGGAAGCUGAAAUUGUGAAUAUCCCGCUCCUCAUUGGCUCUCCGCUGAGAACAAGGACGGGUCGCUCUCCGCAAGCCCGUGGUGCUGAAAUCUCGCCUCGCRAUGAUAACAAUGUAACGGCAAUGAAACACUUCACUGUGGAACCCAAUAAACACCACCAAAAUGGAAGAUGAUUUGUUCCAGUUAAGACAACUCCCCGUGGUCAAGUUCCGUCGCACGGGUGAUAGCACACGCUCUGAGGAUGACGGCGGGGGCAGAGAGCAGGAGGUCCAGAUCGAUGGGAGGCAGGCUUARAUGGAGUCUGUGGCACUUCAGGAUGGUGCACCAGUACCUCGGGAGUUUGCUAAUCCAACUGAUGACACUUUCAUGGUGGAGGAUGCUGUGGAGGCCAUUGGCUUUGGGAAGUUCCAGUGGAAACUCUCCAUCCUCACUGGUCUGUCCUGGAUGGCUGAUGCUAUGGAGAUGAUGAUUCUGAGCAUCCUAGCUCCACAGCUGCACUGUGAAUGGAGGCUGCCAAGUCUGUGGGUGGCGCUACUCACUUCGGCGGUGUUCAUUGGAAUGAUGAUCAGCUCUUCCAUUUGGGGGAACAUAUCCGACAAGUAUGGCAGAAAAACAGGUCUGAAGAUGAGUGUGGCGUGGACCAUGUUCUAUGGUGUCCUGAGCGCCUUUGCCCCCGUCUAUGGCUGGAUACUCUUCCUCCGUGCCCUGGUGGGCUUUGGCAUCGGAGGAGCACCACAGUCGGUGACACUGUAUGCAGAGUUUCUCCCCAUGAGGUCCAGAGCCACCUGCAUCUUGCUGAUAGAGAUAUUCUGGGCGCUGGGCACUGUGUUUGAGGUGCUGCUGGCCAUCGUGGUGAUGCCCACUCUGGGCUGGCGCUGGCUGCUCGGCCUCUCUACCAUUCCGCUCUUCAUCUUUGCUAUCCUCUCUUUUUGGCUGCCAGAGAGUGCCCGCUAUGAUGUGUUGACAGGGAACCAGUUUGUUUUGUUUCAGUUAUUUAUCUGUCAUGUUGCUUUUCUGUUUUUCAAUCAGGAGGACCGUGGGAAGAUCCAGGAUCUUUUCUCACCGCAUUUUCGCUGGACCACAAUUCUGCUGUGGUUUAUUUGGUUCUCUAAUGCAUUUGCCUACUAUGGCCUGGUCCUGCUCACCACUGAGCUCUUCCAGGAGGGGGGCGCCUGCGGGGAGUCAAAAGGUAGUAAGAGGGAGCCCAGGUGUAGCCUGGAGUGUAAAUACCUGACCUCAGACGACUACAAGGAUCUGCUGUGGACCACCCUCUCUGAAUUCCCAGGCCUACUGGUGACUCUYUGGGCCAUCGAUCGGCUGGGAAGGAGGAAGACCAUGGCACUGUGCUUCUUUGUCUUCUCUCUCUGCCUUGUUCCACUCUACGCUUGUGUAGGGAGGACCUGGUUGACAGUAUUGAUAUUCAUCGCCAGGGCCUUCAUUGCAGGAGGUUUCCAGGCUGCUUAUGUCUACACCCCUGAGGUAUAUCCAACAGCAACCAGAGCGUUAGGUCUGGGCACUAGUAGUGGAAUGGCCAGAGUGGGAGCCCUCAUCACACCCUUUGUUGCACAGGUGAUGUUGGAGUCUUCUGUGUACCUGACUCUGUCAGUGUAUAGCAUCUGUUGCAUGCUGGCUGCCAUCGCCUCAUGUGCUCUGCCCAUUGAGACCACUGGCCGGGGCCUCCAGGAGUCCAGCCACCGCGAGUGGGGCCAGGAGAUGAUGGGCCGGGCCCAUGGCAACAGCUCUGGGGGCAUCCCACACUCCGACUCUGGGUCCCAGGAGGACUGAACACAGGCAAGAAGGUGGUGGAGGAUGGAGGCUGGAGUGGAAAAGAGGGGCAAUGAAGGAGAAGGAAGCUAGGCAAGAAGCCCUUGUCCAUUCUCAACUCAAAUGUGUCAUUACUGGUUUGUAUAUAGGCACCACAGUGGCUUGAGAGAGAGCCUGCCAGCAAAAUGUUAUUCAAAAACAUUUCUCUCCGAUUUUAAUCUUCGACCACUACCAUGAUUUUUGCUAAUGUACGAUAACCUCACUCUGAGUGAGACAGAGCUGAAUGGAGUAUUCAAAGUUGCACUGGAUGGUGGCAGGGAGAAAAAACAUUCAGGGUGGGAUUGACAUUCUUCCAGCUCAGUAUUUGAAUUUUACAGUCAUAUUGUGAGAGAAGAACAGCGAGAGCGAUGGUAGAAGAGUGUGAUAGAGGACGUUGAUUUGCUGCAUUGUUUCUAUUAACCCGUUUCCUCUAAGAGAUCAUACUCAGGUCCUACUACUUGUUUUUGGAUGAGGGACAAAUUGAGGACUUUUGACUAAUGAAAGGGCAGCUGCAUUGAAACAUCACAAAAAGUCCAUUAUCUUGUGCAAAGCUAUAAUGAAAACAAUGACAUGUAACGAAUUGCUAUCUAAUGUUACCGUAAUUACACACUCAACAUAAUCAAAUCUGUACAUCUUGGGUUGUCUGCACGUCCCCAUCACCACGGUAACCAUCAGCCACUGUAAUCACCCUGCUGUCAACUGACAUGAGGCACUUCGAGGAGGUGUGGGGUCACAAAUCUCGGUUACACUUCAGUUUAGAAACGUAUAAGUGAGGCAAUCAUAAUGACGACGUAAAGUCUCUCUGUGCAGCUGGUAUAAGCAUUUAUUAGCACUCAUAUUGUAGUCUGACUUGAACGGAGUCGUGCUGUUGUCGCACGGUGAACAUAGUUUAUGUAAAUUAGGGAAAUUGCAGAUGUGUACUGAUUAAAGUUCAUGCCAGGUGUUACAAUGCUUAUAUGUGCAUGUUGAAGGCUUUAUUUGCCAUGAAACUGAAGUGCUACUGAAAUCUUUGAACCGUACUAUACUUUCACCUCUUAUCCACCCAAAGUUGUCAGUCUGGUACAGUACUAUUUACUCCACAUGGGUGAAAUUAUUCAAAGCAAACAUAAUCACAUGGUUUUUCAGGGUACACCUCAAUGGCUGGCUGUGAAUGCUAAACAUCAUGUUAACCUGAAUUCACAUAUUAAACACAGAACACUCAACAAUACUGAUAAUACAAACACACACACAAACCUUCAUACAACAAUUUUUCGGAGUGGCACAGCUUUUGCUUACUGGAUAAAAGUCAUCUCUGUAUAUACUAUACCAAUAGCUGGUUUGGUUGUUGUUUGUUGGUGAGGUGGUGCGGGGAUGGUCUUUGUCCCCUUGUAAAAGUAACACAUGAAACAAGUUGUUGUUGAAAAUGGUAAUGGUUCCUACAUGCCUGCCAUUGCAAUUUAGUACCACAUUAAAAAUGUCUGUGCAGAUUCUUCUCACUACACUGGAUGUAAAUGUGUAUGAUACAACAAUAAAUUACGUUUCAAAAAAGCAGAA
Salvelinus sp. IW2-2015 is the source of this 3336-nucleotide messenger RNA. Lineage: Eukaryota; Metazoa; Chordata; Actinopteri; Salmoniformes; Salmonidae. The record is from RefSeq and is a predicted model, not a curated record.